This is a messenger RNA of Hemibagrus wyckioides, 1011 nucleotides long. RefSeq names its product uroplakin 2 (gene upk2). Lineage: Eukaryota; Metazoa; Chordata; Actinopteri; Siluriformes; Bagridae. The record is from RefSeq and is a predicted model, not a curated record. The transcript has 5 exons. Bases 118 to 642 code for a protein of 174 amino acids.
UCAAAUAUACCUGGUGAAACCUGUUUUCCACUCCAUUACAUAUGACCCUUCCACACCGAUUAGUUCCUCACUGUCCCAUUUUAUCAGAGACUCACAAAGGUACACCAAGGGGCAAGGAUGCUGGCUGGACUCCUCAUCAUUGGGGGAUUAAUUCCUUUAAUCCAUGCAGACGAUUUUACAACCAGCUUGCUAUCAGACGUUAAAGAAGUUACCACAGGCCGAUUAUUCGACUCUUUGCUGCUGAGAUUGCCUUCGUGUUCCUUCGCUGGCCAGAAUGUGGACGUGGAGUACCUGAAUUGCAACACCAAUCAAAGCUACAUCCUGAACAACGUUUUCACGGUUCAGAGCUGUGACAGCGGCGGUGACCCCAAAGGAUCAACUGUACUUAGCCGAAACAUGGGAUACCAGCUGACGAACCUCAGAAAUGAUACGCAGUACAAGAUUAACUAUAAGAUUGGAAACGUCAGAAGCACGCCUGUGAUAGCAACUACAAGGAUAGCUGCUAACUACAACAAUAUCGAUCUGAGCUAUCAAGGGCGCAGCGCGGCGAUGUUGGUGAUCACAGUCCUUCUGUCCGUGGCGAUGUUUAUCCUGCUAAUCAGUAUCAUCACCAGUGCAUUUGUGGCCCCUACCGAACAUUAAAAGCUCGCUUCACCUUCAGAAAACGGCUAAAUUUCACAAUAUACGCUUCACAAAUAUACACUGCCAUAUGUGGUGUUCAGAAGUUUCUGACUGGCAGUGUAUGGAGUCAUUCUCUAACAUUUCUUCCUUAAGACAUAAUCACCAAUGAAGCUAAGAAUCAAUUUGUAGAUUAAAUCUUUAAGUGAAGUCUAGGCACUUUACAAACAUUUUGAUCUAGAAGGAUGAUUUCUUUUUCCAAAUAAGUAAUUUUCUUAGGAAGUUUAUCAUCUUAUUUAAUCACAGCAUGACAAAAGCGACGGAUUGUUUCCUUGAUUAUUUAACUACAAACAAUUCUUUGUUAUUAACGCCUUGUUUUCUUGUAAGUGCUGU